Molecule: messenger RNA, 657 nt
Organism: Ectocarpus siliculosus
Lineage: Eukaryota; Phaeophyceae; Ectocarpales; Ectocarpaceae
Source: the annotation of a GenBank genome assembly
AUGGUAGAUGUGCCGGAGAACGGCUACGGCGACGGGUUCGGGUGGAAGUUUCUGAUCGACGCCACCCUCACCGCGACCAGGAUCCGAGAACGCGCUCUGGAAGAGAUAGUCGUCCUCACGACCGACCUCAUGCUCGCGGGCGAAGACUCGGCGAACGAGGCUCGCUUCUUCUCCCAGACCGCCGAGGCCCUGGGGACGCAGCAGGCCCCGCCGGUGCCUCGCAUCUCGCUGGUGUUCGUGGAGGUGGUGGGCUCUUCUUCCUGCAGCGUUGGUGGGGCGGGGGCGUCGGACCCGCUGACCGGGUGGAACGGACUUCAACGGCUUCGGGAGGGGGCCAAGGACCGGGGCAGGGCGUUCGCGCUCGACCUCAUCGAUAACACGGCGGCCAUGUUCGAUUCCCAGCUUCGGUGCUGGCUGAGAGACUCUUCCCCGCGGCAGGCCUGCUCUCUCCGCUUGCCGGCGACAGAGACCUUCAGCGGCGUCACCAUCGAGGUGGAGAUGACUCACUACCUGCUGGACCAAAGCCGGGUCUUGCCUAAGUCGUCGCCCGGCUCCCCGGCGUCGCUGCUGCACAAGGGGUUUUCCAAUAUGAAGGUCGUCCAGGUGAGACGCACCGGGGACGGUGGGGUGGGGGCAGAGGAGGAAAGGGUAUUGUAG